This is a messenger RNA of Oncorhynchus keta (chum salmon), 364 nucleotides long. Its product is annotated as golgin-45-like. The transcript has 2 exons. Gene Ontology annotation, cellular component: Golgi membrane. Bases 16 to 333 code for a protein of 105 amino acids. NCBI's taxonomy places the organism in Eukaryota, Metazoa, Chordata, Actinopteri, Salmoniformes, Salmonidae. The record is from RefSeq and is a predicted model, not a curated record. Gene Ontology annotation, biological process: Golgi to plasma membrane protein transport; Golgi organization.
GUACAACACACAGACAUGAUGCUAACCCACAGGUCUCUGGAGCAGCUGCUGGUCUCUCUCCAGUGGGGUCGACAGCAGACCUACUACCCCAGUGGCCAGCCACUCAGCACGGGAGAACUAGCCCUAGCCAAUCACAAGCUGGCGGACGCCAUCAACUCCCGCCUGCUGGGGAAGGUUGGGCCAGUAGGGAGCAGCAGUGGAGCCGGGCUGGGGAAAGGAAGACAGGUCUCAGAGCUCCCUAACACCUCACACACGCCUGCUGAGAAGAUGGCUGAGAAGGUAGGAAGUGGAGUGGGGACCCCCCCCCAGCAGGACUCUCACACUGGCCUCUAAUCCAGAAACAACCCGCUCACUCUUUCUGUCC